AUGUACUGUGAGACUCAACAAUUGCAUGAAUUGUCAGAAGACAUUACAACUACGUGUAGAAUGGAAGGUUAUAUCGAGAAAUUACCAGUUGGACAGACCAAAGCGUCACUGAUAAAAGGAUGGAAGAGGAGAUACUUCAGAGCUAAAGAAGGAAAUUUGUUUUAUUAUGAGUCUUUAGUAAUAGUUGAUAUUGGUACGUGCUCUGUACGAGCUGGUCUAUUACCAGAAGGGGAUGGGCCAAUCACGGCACCUCAGAUAUUCUUUCCGACAAUAUGUGCGAAAAACAAACAUGACCCCAGCAAGAAGUUAUACGGAUAUGAGGCUUUAUCACCGCAUGUCAGAGAAAAUUCAACUAUCAGUUUUCCUAUAAGGAAUUCAGUUAAAAUGGAUCGGCUUGGGUUAAAUCUGGAAGCCACAGCUGAUAUCCUGGAGAAAGUAUUUGAUGAGCUUGGUAUUGAUCCUUCCAGAUUUACAGUUGUCAUGGUAACCAUAGAAAUCUCGGAGUUGAAGGAAAGGUGAAACUUGCAGAUAUUUUAUUUAAUCAUUUCAAUGUUGCUGGUAUUUACAUUCAAGAACAGUCUAUUUUUGCUUUGUAUUCCUACAACACAACAACUGGUAUCAUAG
Messenger RNA from Saccoglossus kowalevskii, 624 nucleotides. RefSeq lists its product as uncharacterized. Lineage: Eukaryota; Metazoa; Hemichordata; Enteropneusta; Harrimaniidae. The record is from RefSeq and is a predicted model, not a curated record.